GAUUUCAAAACUGUGUCUGGGCACCAUGGAGCUUUUAGGUUCUACUCUAAUGGCCACUUAUGCCCACCCUAAAUCAACACCAACCAGCUUUCUACCAGCCAUUGGUACCAUGACAUCAAGCUAUCGGGACCGCUUUCCCCAUUACAACCUGAUGCACAGUUUGAGCCUUCCAUGGAGACCAAACACAUGCUACAAAGCAGCCUCCAACUACCCCACCUUGGACCCAUACUGUACAAGAUCUCAGAGGAUGUGUGAGAGUACCAUGCUUCCCUUUGUAUCCAACAGAACCACCCUCUUCACAAGGUAUACGCCUGAUGAUUGGUACCGGUCCAAUUUAACCAGUUACCUGGAGUCUAAUACCUCACGGCAUAAUUCAGAGAGACUCCGAAUGGACACUUCUCGCCUCAUUCAAGACAAAUACCAACAAAUCCGGAAGACCCAGGCAGACUCCACCCAAAAUUUGGGAGAACGCAUCAAUGACAUAGGGUUCUGGAAAUCUGAAAUCACUCAUGAGUUGGAUGAAAUGAUCGGAGAGACAAACGCACUUACUGAUCUUAAGAAAAGGUUAGAGAGGGCUUUGAUAGAGACUGAAGCCCCUCUGCAGGUUGCCAGAGAAUGUCUCUUUCAACGAGAGAAGAGAAUGGGAAUCGACCUCGUUCAUGAUGAAGUUGAAACCGAAUUACUGACGGAAGUUGAUGUUAUUCUGUGUUGUCAAGAAAGAAUGAAGCAACAUUUGGAUAAGGCUAUUGCCCAACUUGCCUCUGAUAGAACUGCUCAGCAUGAGCUGGAGAAAGACUUGAAUGACAAGCAGGCAGCCUACCGGAUCGACGACAAAUGCCACCACCUGCGUAACACUUCUGAAGGCAUCAACUACUUCCGAGGAGUGGAGAGAGUUGAUGCCACGGUGUCAGUACCUGAAUCAUGGGCCAAGUUCACAGAUGACAAUAUUCUCCGCUCCCAGAGUGAACGAGCGGCCUCUGCCAAGCUGAGAGACGAUAUUGAGAAUCUUCUGGUUGUGACAGCCAAUGAGAUGUGGAAUCAGUUCAACAAAGUGAACUUGGCUUUCACAAAUCGCAUUGCUGAGACUGCGGAUGCUAAGAACAAAAUCCAAAUCCACUUAUCCAAGACCCUGCAGGAGAUCUUCCAGACCGAAAUGACCAUAGAAUCCAUCAAAAAGGCCAUCAAGGAAAAGUCUGCCUUCCUGAAGGUGGCCCAGACCCGGCUGGAUGAGCGAACAAGGAGACCAAACAUAGAGCUGUGCCGGGACAUGGCUCAAUUACGGCUUGUUAACGAGGUCUAUGAGGUGGACGAUACCAUCCAGACUUUGCAGCAGCGCCUGAGGGAUGCAGAGGACACCCUGCAGUCGCUGGUCCACACCAAGGCUGCCCUGGAGCACAGCCUGGCUGUCAAAGCCAACACCCUGUACAUCGACCAGGAAAAAUGCAUGAGCAUGCGCAAGAGCUUCCCCAACACCCUCCGGCUGGUCGGCUUCUGUUAGGGAUCCCAGUGAGAGUGGCUUACAAACUGCCAAGGAGGGGUAGAAGCAGAGCACUAUCUCAGC
This is a messenger RNA of Nannospalax galili (Upper Galilee mountains blind mole rat), 1561 nucleotides long. It is a transcript of the gene Tekt3, whose product is annotated as tektin 3. Gene Ontology annotation, cellular component: microtubule cytoskeleton; nucleus; sperm flagellum. Lineage: Eukaryota; Metazoa; Chordata; Mammalia; Rodentia; Spalacidae. Gene Ontology annotation, biological process: cilium movement involved in cell motility; cilium assembly. The coding region runs from base 26 to 1498 and encodes 490 amino acids. The record is from RefSeq and is a predicted model, not a curated record. The transcript has 7 exons.